Molecule: messenger RNA, 2616 nt
Organism: Phlebotomus papatasi
Lineage: Eukaryota; Metazoa; Arthropoda; Insecta; Diptera; Psychodidae
Product: calreticulin
Exons: 4
Coding region: 262-1482 (406 amino acids)
Biological process (GO): protein folding
Cellular component (GO): endoplasmic reticulum; endoplasmic reticulum membrane
Molecular function (GO): calcium ion binding
Source: RefSeq, a predicted model, not a curated record
CAAUCUUCCAUCUGUAGCCGCCAUAUGUGAGAAAUAUAUUUAUCUCAUUCUGACCAAUAUUUUGCACAUUGUAAAUAUUUUAUAGGUAACUAGUCUUCUCGCUUUACGCUGAGCUUUCGUGUGAGACUGGAAAUCACUUCGUGUGCACAUCACUCUUGGCUUGUCAUUUCAAAAGUGUGGUUGCUGAUAAAUUAUUUUAAUAUUAAAGUAAUUACAGAUAAGUAGAACUUUGCAAUAUAUCCAGGUGCAAGAGGAAUAAAUAUGAAAUUUAGUGCGAUUGCUAUUUUACUCGUGGCUAGUUUGGCAGCCACAAAAUGUGAAGUGUUUUUCGAGGAGAAAUUCUUAGACGACACGUGGCAGGAGACGUGGACGUAUAGCAAACAUCCAGGAAAGGAAUUUGGUAAAUUCGUGCGUACUAGUGGAAAGUUCUUCAAUGACGAGGAGGCCGACAAAGGCCUUCAGACUUCCGAGGAUGCCCGCUUUUAUGCGCUUUCCACAAAAUUCACACCAUUCACCAACAAAGACAAGCCACUCGUUGUGCAAUUUUCUGUUAAGCAUGAGCAGAACAUUGACUGCGGUGGUGGAUACCUCAAAGUGUUCGACUGCUCCCUGGAGGAGAAGGAUAUGCAUGGAGAGAGUCCUUACUUGAUUAUGUUUGGUCCUGACAUCUGUGGUCCAGGCACCAAAAAAGUCCAUGUGAUCUUCAAUUACAAUGGCAAGAAUCAUUUGAUCAAUAAGGAGAUUCGCUGCAAAGAUGACGUCUACACUCAUUUCUACACGCUGAUCGUCCAACCCGAUGGUACUUAUCAAGUUCUAAUUGACAAUGAGAAGGUGGAAUCUGGUGUGUUGGAGGAAGACUGGGACUUCUUGCCACCCAAGAAAAUUAAGGAUCCCGAAGCCAAGAAACCUGAAGAUUGGGAUGAAAGGGCCACAAUCCCCGAUCCAGAUGAUAAGAAACCAGAAGAUUGGGACAAACCCGAACACAUUCCCGAUCCUGAUGCCACAAAGCCUGAUGAUUGGGACGAAGAGAUGGACGGUGAGUGGGAACCACCCAUGAUUGACAAUCCUGAGUACAAGGGUGAAUGGGCACCAAAGCAGAUUGACAAUCCAAACUACAAGGGUAUCUGGAAGCAUCCUGAAAUUGACAAUCCAGAAUACACUCCAGAUGAGAAUCUCUACUUGCACGAGGAGGUUUGCGCUGUGGGUCUGGAUCUGUGGCAAGUGAAGUCUGGUACGAUCUUCGACAACUUCCUCAUCACAGAUGAUCUCAAGUAUGCUGCUAGUGCAGCUGAAACUGCGAAGAAUACCCAGGCUGGUGAGAAGAAAAUGAAGGAGGAACAGGAUGAGGAGGAAAGGAAGAAGAUGGAGGCUGAGGCUAAGGCCGCUAAGCCUGAGGAUGACGAAGAUGAGGAUGAAGAUGAUGAAGAUGUUGCUAUUCCUGGCGAAGUUGAGGAUGCCGAGGGUGAACACGAUGAAUUGUAGACACAACAAUGAAUUUGUUUCAAUUUCUCUUUUCCGAUGAAGGGUGAUUCCAGGAUUUCUCCUUUUUUUCUGAACAAAAUACUAAAAACAAGAAAAAAAAAUAUUUUUUUAUCUUUACAAUCAGUCCUCGUUAUAAUUUUUUUUUGCAUCAGAAUUUAUAGGUUCGGAUUGAAGUAAAAUAUAUUUGCAAGUUUGAGAGAAACAUAUACUUCGGAUUAUCGAAACGCAAAUGUCUCUUUCGCAAGUAACAGGAGGUUAAAAAUCAUUUUUAUACACUAAUUGUAGAAUGUAUAUAAUAUAAAAGCGGAUGCUAUUGUGGCUAUACUAUAGAAAAUUUUGUUCUAAAAAACAAAAUUUUUAGUAAACUGAAUGUGAAAUGUUUUUGUUUGAAAUUUUGCAGAAAAUAAUGUCUGGUUACACUUAUUUAUAUAUAUAUUUAAAAAAAACAAUAAAUAUUGCAACUAAUUAUAAGCAGAAUUGAAGUUAGGAUAUAAAAAGGUCACAUCUAGAAUUAUGACAUCUAAAAACUUUAAAAACUUUCUAUGAAAAGAAAUAUUUGGUUUCAAUCGUGGUUCAAAUAUUUGGAUUAUUUUACAUAGACCAAGCAAAAGUAAUUUAGUAAAUGUUCAAAAUAUUGGUAUGUCCAUUAAAUAUUCAUUAUAUUCUUUUCUAGAAAUCAUUUUGAAACUAUUAAAAAUAAAUUUCCACAAAGGCAUUGAAGUAUAUUUAUAAAAAAAAAUGGAAAUAAAAAUCCGAAAUGAUUGACUCAAAGUCAAUUAUACAAUUGAAUCUUUUUUUUCCAAUUAAAAUUUUCGAAAAUGUGAGCCAGACAUUACAGUAAUUUUUAAAGAAAAAUCUAUAAAAUCUACAUGGAUAUAAAACACUCUAGUAAAUUCCAGAAGCCAAUAAUUUAUUCAGAGAUAUAACUUGCAGAAUUACCGUCAAAAAUAUAUAUUCCUUGUGUUUUUAUACUACAUGAAAAAAGAAAUACUUAUAAUACAAGUAAUAUAAAAGAACAUUUAGGUUUAAAAUGUAUGACUGAUAUAAGAUUAGAAUAAUUUGUAUUUUCUGAGAGAGUAAACACAAGAAAAAUGAAAGCGUGAUGAGUCAAAAUAAAAUAUAAAUUAAUUGAAA